AUGUCACACGUCCCAGAGGCAGAUAUCGAAGAUGAGCCCUCUGGCCAUCCUUUUGGCCUGCUAUCGAACCCCCUCAAAAUCAAACCAGUGAACGUCACCAAGCAAGUUGCGUCUAAAAAACGGGUCGUCUUCACCAAGCCCAUCUUUGGAGCUCUGUUGCUCGAGAACAGCGCAUCGGAUGCACGAGACCACUGUGCCAACGAGCGCACCUUUCUAGCAUGGCUCCGGCUCUCCAUGUAUCUCUCGAUCGUGUCGAGUGCCAUCGUCCUAUCCUUCCACCUUCGAGCACAGCCCACGGCGCUGGAGCGUCACUAUGCCCUCCCGCUCGGGAUACUGUUUUGGGUCCUCUCCAUAGGGACCAUCAUCAGUGGAGUUGCAAACUACAUCCACACAUUGGCCAAGUAUAGUCGGCGUGCUGCUUUGGUUCAGAGCGGCUGGAAGACACAGGUUAUCUUCUGUAUCGUUGCGGUUGUUAUUAUCGGGACUUGCAUUCUCUUCUUGAGUACUAACAGGAGAACGAUGUCUACUUAG
Molecule: messenger RNA, 531 nt
Organism: Microsporum canis CBS 113480
Lineage: Eukaryota; Fungi; Ascomycota; Eurotiomycetes; Onygenales; Arthrodermataceae
Exons: 3
Coding region: 1-531 (176 amino acids)
Source: RefSeq, a predicted model, not a curated record